Mercenaria mercenaria is the source of this 504-nucleotide messenger RNA. RefSeq names its product interferon alpha-inducible protein 27-like protein 2B. The coding region runs from base 1 to 504 and encodes 167 amino acids. The record is from RefSeq and is a predicted model, not a curated record. NCBI's taxonomy places the organism in Eukaryota, Metazoa, Mollusca, Bivalvia, Venerida, Veneridae. The transcript has 4 exons. Gene Ontology annotation, cellular component: membrane.
AUGCUUCGAAUGUGCAUGGCAAGACGUGUUGCCGGCGUUGUACGAAGUCCUGUCCUCCUCAACAAUCGGCUUACACUAGAAGACGUCUUGCACAAGGAAAAUUUAUCAGGCACAUCAAACCUUACAAAUAUAGAUGAGAAAAAGGACAAUAUUCCUGAACAAAAUGGAAAGAGUGGAAAACAUAUUCUAAGAACAAGAGUACUUCCGGCGGUUGCAUUAGGGGGGACGGCAGUUGUAGCUGCCCCUGCUGUACUCUGUGCGUUGGGAUUUGGAGCAGGUGGUAUCGUUGCUGGCUCUACUGCGGCUUCUUUGAUGUCUCUGUGUGGUGGAACUGUCUCAGUCGGAAGUGUCCUGGCUAUCAUGCAGUCAGCGGGCGCAGCAGGUAUUGGUAUAGCGGGCAAUGUCGGCAUCUUUUCUACUGUUACAUUAUCAUCCGCUGGUGUCAUGGAAGUGGGCAGUAGAAUCAAAAAGAAAAUAAAACGGGGAAACAACGACGCAAAAUAA